Messenger RNA from Cantharellus anzutake, 2758 nucleotides. Its product is annotated as glycoside hydrolase superfamily. The transcript has 21 exons. Bases 201 to 2303 code for a protein of 700 amino acids. Gene Ontology annotation, molecular function: beta-glucosidase activity. The record is from RefSeq and is a predicted model, not a curated record. Lineage: Eukaryota; Fungi; Basidiomycota; Agaricomycetes; Cantharellales; Hydnaceae. Gene Ontology annotation, biological process: glucan catabolic process.
UACCCCCGCUGAUGGCAUAGAUCACCCAACCCUGCAUCUUCGUUCAGAGCUCGACUCUAUUUACACUCUGUCUCUAAGCAGGAUACCAGCCUCUAUUUUCCUCCAGGUUUGAAGCCACCCUAGCUCGCAAACUUCUUCUUCGUUCACGCACCCCCUUUAUCUUGCUGAACGAGGGGCCCCUUCACGUUCUUAGCACCAUCAUGGCAAAGUUGCUUGUCUUGUUGCUCUGCUCUUGUGCUCUGUCUUUGGGAGUCUUCAUUUUCUCUUCCAUUGAAGCCGUUCUCUUGAAAGCGAGUCGCCAACAUAAUAGUCGCUACCAUCAUGCGCUUACUCGGAAUCAAAAUACUGGCGGAACUACACCCACGCCUAUCGGUACUAAGCAUGUCGGGGAUUGGCCUGCUGCCAUUGUGAAGGCGAAAGCUGUCGUGGCAAGUAUGUCUGUGAAGGAUAAAGUUGCGCUUGCCACUGGUGUAGGUAGGGAAAAGGGUCCUUGUGUUGGUAACACCCCCGCUGUCCCAUCCAUCGACUACCCGGGUCUUUGCUUGCAAGAUUCCCCAACCGGGGUCCGGCUUGCGGAUUUUGUUAGCGUCUUCCCGGCAGGAAUCAACAUUGCUGCAACGUUCAAUAGGACUAUGAUGCGGGCUCGUGGCCUUGCAAUGGGCGCUGAGUUCAAAGGGAAGGGUGUGAAUGUCGCAUUGGGUCCUGAUAUCAACAUCGUUCGGUCUCCCAGAGCAGGGAGGAACUGGGAAACGUUUGGAGCUGAUCCAUAUCUCACUGGGGAAGCCAGCUUCGAGACUGUGAAAGGAUUGCAGGCUAACGGACUUCAAGCUUGUGUGAAGCAUUACAUUAAUAAUGAACAAGAGACAAAUCGCACGUCAUCCUCUUCUAAUGUUGAUGAUCGCACUACACAUGAGAUCUAUCUCCACCCAUUCUUCAAAGCCAUUCAAGCUGGUGUAGUUUCGUUCAUGUGUUCAUAUAACCAAGUGAAUGGAACCUACGCAUGCGAAAAUGAGCAUGUCCUCAAUGACCUGCUCAAAACAGAGCUUGGAUUUCAAGGCUAUGUCAUGACGGAUUGGUGGGCACGUUUGGAUGAAUUUGGAACACUUGCUGUGAACAAAGGGCUCGACAUGGUCAUGCCAGGCGAAGUCUCCCGCGGCGGAAAAUCCUCGUACUUUGGAACCGCACUGGUAAAUGCAGUCAAGACAGGGCAGGUACCCACCUCCCGUCUCGACGAUAUGGCAACCCGUAUACUGGCGGCGUACUAUGUGCAAGGACAGGACAGUGGAGAUUAUCCUAGCGGUGAUCAUAAGAAGCUGAUCAGGAGCAUGGGGGCUGCUAGUACCGUGUUGUUGAAGAAUGAUGGAAGCCAAUUGCCAUUGGGGAAUAGCGUGAGAAGUAUUGCGGUUGUUGGGAGUGAUGCGGGGCCUAAUCCAGAGGGACCUAACAGUUGUCUAGGACGCCGCUGUAAUGUUGGCAUCUUGGCUCUUGGAUGGGGAAGUGGUACCGCCGACUUUACAUACCUCAUCGACCCGCUCUCCGCCAUAACCGCAAAGGCAAACUCUAUCAAUGCCACUGUGUUUUCAAGCCUAAGCGAUGCUGAUCUGAUUGCAGCGAAAAAUGCUUCAUCUGGGAAGGAUGUCGCAUUUGUGUUCAUUACCGCUGAUUCAGGUGAAGCAAGUGAGGGACAUAUUCUCGUCGAGGGGAAUCUAGGUGACAGGAACGAUUUGAACGCAUGGCAUGGUGGGAACGAGCUUGUAAAGGCCGUGGCGGGGGAGAACAAGAACACUGUUGUGAUCAUUCAUGCCGUUGGGGCGAUCAACAUGGAAUUAUGGAUUGAUCAUCCGAAUGUUACCGCGGUUGUACAUGCUGGACUUCAAGGUCAAGAAGCUGGAAACUCCCUCGUUGACAUCUUUGCUGACAUAUCUAGCGGAUAUAAUGUCGAUUACACUGAGGGAUUGUAUAUCGACUAUCGAUGGUUUGACCAGAACAAUAUUACGCCACGGUUCGAGUUUGGAUAUGGACUCAGCUAUACUUCGUUCUCUUAUUCCGCUCUGGCGAUCGUAUACUUGCGUGGGGGCUUGGGUGACAAAUCUCAGGGCCCCAUUGGCCUUGAGCGGUCCUUAUCAUCGUGGCUACACAACGAUUGGAUCACAGUCACGUUUGAGCUCACUAACACUGGACUCGUGGAUGGCACUGAGAUCCCUCAGUUAUACAUAGCCCCUCGCCUUCAUCCAACUCUCCACCUAAACAACUUCGCAACUUUGACAGUGUCUUCCUUCGAAAAGGCGAAUCAACCCUCGUGAAGAUGUGUUUGAGUCGGUAUAGUUUUGCCGUUUGGAACAGUGUUGAGCAGCGGUGGGGAGUUCCAAGGGGAAAGUAUGGCAUUUGGGUUGGAGCUAGUAGCAGGGACAGGCGUCUCUAUGAGGAGAUUCAUGUCCGAGGGUUUUGAUGCAAAGCACCAUUAAUGGGGCGAAGCGGGCCAUGGGGAGUUAAGUGUCAAGGUUGUCUGAUAAGCAGAAAUGAUUUGGUGCGCUCCAAGCGCUUGACCCAAUAUCGCAACGUUUGUUUUGCGUCCGACCAUCCCCGGGUUGGGAGUAAAGGUGCAAAUUUGGGCACGACGACAAAUCCGUUGCAUCCCAUCUAUACUAGAAGCUCUUGAGAUUAUUGACUGAUGGUGCAUUGCAACCAAGAAUCUUCCUAUUGUUGACAAAGCUGAAUCCGGUUAUGACUCUCGAAUCAUACGCGUCAAAAUAUAGCG